This is a messenger RNA of Helianthus annuus (common sunflower), 2315 nucleotides long. RefSeq names its product fimbrin-5. The record is from RefSeq and is a predicted model, not a curated record. Gene Ontology annotation, biological process: actin filament network formation; actin filament bundle assembly. Bases 186 to 2249 code for a protein of 687 amino acids. Lineage: Eukaryota; Viridiplantae; Streptophyta; Magnoliopsida; Asterales; Asteraceae. Gene Ontology annotation, cellular component: actin filament; actin filament bundle; cytoplasm. Gene Ontology annotation, molecular function: actin filament binding. The transcript is spliced from 15 exons.
CGAGUUUAUCUCCACUCUCUAUGCUCCCCCCUUUCGUCCUCUUCCAUUCACAAAACCAAAUCCAAAAUUAACAAAAUGUGUCUCUAUCAGCAACCCCACGUCAAUUCUUCGGCUUCUUCUGGCAUGUAUUCUUGAUCCAAAAUCAUUUUUUUUAAGAUUUUCUGAAUUGGGGAUUCAAGUUAAAGAUGUCUACCUUUGAGGGUGUGUUUGUUAAUGAUCAAUGGCUCCAAAGCCAAUUUACUCAAGUGGAGCUUCGUAAACUUAGAACCAAAUUUGUUUCAGCUAGAAAUCAAUCUGGCACAGUCACAAUACAGGACUUGCCGCCGGUUUUGGCGACAUUAAAGCCCUUUAACGAGGUAUCAAGCGAGGAGGAUGUUAAAAAUACGUUAAAUGAUUCGUAUUCUAACUUGGCCAAAGAGUUGGAUUUUGAGGGCUUCCUUCGGGUAUAUCUGAAUUUACAAUCUCGAGCAAGUGCGAAAAUGGGAACUUCAAAAACCUUCAGAACGACUUCAUCGUUUGUGAAAUCGGGGACAACUCUUCUUCGCCACAGCAUUAGCGAAACAGAAAAAGCUUCAUAUGUUUCUCAUAUUAACAACUAUCUUGGAGAAGAUAAAUUUUUGAAGCAAUUUCUUCCUAUAGACCCUGCUACCAAUGCUUUAUUUGAUCUUGCUAAAGAUGGAGUUCUUUUAUGUAAGUUGAUUAACGUGGCUGUCCCUGGUACGAUAGAUGAACGUGCUAUUAACACUAAAAAGGUUCUUAAUCCAUGGGAAAGAAACGAGAAUCACACUCUUUGCCUCAAUUCUGCAAAAGCUAUAGGCUGCACCGUAGUUAACAUUGGCACACAGGAUUUGGUUGAAGGAAGACCCCACCUAUUACUCGGGUUGAUCUCUCAGAUUGUUAAGAUACAACUUCUAGCAACUGUUGAUAUAAAGAAAACUCCUGAGUUGGCAGCAAUGGUUGAAGAUAGCAAGGAAGCGGAAGAGCUCAUGGGUUUGGCUCCGGAAAAGGUUCUUCUAAAAUGGAUGAACUUCCAGUUGAAGAAAGCAGGCUACAAAAAAGAAGUUACAAACUUUUCAUCGGAUCUAAAGGACGGAGAGGCGUAUGCACAUUUACUCAAUGUUCUUGCCCCUGAACACGGUACUACUAAAACUUUGGAGACGAAAGAUCCCACAGAAAGAGCAAAGUUGAUCAUUGAACAAGCAGAGAAAUUGGACUGCAAAAGAUAUGUUACAUCGAAGGACAUUGUUGAGGGGUCCACAAAUUUAAAUCUUGCAUUUGUUGCACAGAUAUUUCAGCAUAGGAAUGGGCUUACUAUAGAUAAAGCAAAGGCUUCGCUUACUGAGAUGAUGACCGAUGAUGAAAGUACAUCAAGGGAAGAAAGAUGUUUUAGAAUGUGGAUCAACAGUCUUGGAGUUGAAACACAUGUUAACAAUGUGUGGGAGGAUGUCAGAAAUGGAUGGGUUCUUCUUGAAGUGCUUGACAAACUUGCCCCUGGGUCGGUUAUUUGGAAGCAAGCAUCGAAACCUCCGAUUAAAAUGCCUUUUAGAAAAGUUGAGAAUUGUAACCAAGUUGUAAGGAUUGGGAAGGAAUUAAACUUCUCACUUGUAAAUGUUGCUGGAGAUGAUAUUGUUUCAGGAAACAAGAAACUCAUAAUAGCUUUUUUAUGGCAAUUGAUGAGAUUUAGCAUGCUUCAACUUCUCAAAAACUUAAGAACUCAUGGUCAAGGCAAAGAGAUAACUGAUGCUGAUAUCCUACAAUGGGCCAACAUGAAAGUCAAACAGUCAGGGAAAAGACAAAUGGAUAGCUUCAAGGAUAAACGCCUAUCGGAUGGUGUUUUCUUCCUUGAGCUUCUUAGCGCGGUGAAAAAGAGGGUUGUAAACUGGGGUCUUGUUACCAAAGGCGAGAGUGAGGAGGAUAAGAAGUUAAAUGCAACAUAUAUAAUUAGUGUUGCAAGAAAGCUUGGAUGCUCCAUCUUUUUAUUGCCUGAGGACAUUCUUGAGGUUAACCCGAAGAUGAUUCUGAUCCUAACAGCAAGCAUCAUGUACUGGAGCUUGUUACAGAAGUCUAAAGGUGAUGAAGAAGAUGGGAACGCGCCUGAACAAGAGGGCAACGCGCCAGAACAAGAUGGGAACACGCCUGAACAAGAAGGCAGUGCACCUGAAGAAGAAGGCAACGCAGCCAUCGAUGAAGGAGACGGUCUUAGCGAGAUGCAAGAAAAGACCACUGAAAGUGAAAACAAUAAUGAAUAAUUACAAAAACAUAUGUGUAACAUUAAUCAACCAUAAUAAUAAGUAAAUUUUGUCCAUUUUCUGUUA